Messenger RNA from Carica papaya (papaya), 2001 nucleotides. Lineage: Eukaryota; Viridiplantae; Streptophyta; Magnoliopsida; Brassicales; Caricaceae. The record is from RefSeq and is a predicted model, not a curated record.
UCAUCAUCCUUUGGCGCCUCCAUAACUGUAAACACUUUUUCCCCUUUUUAUACGUUCUUGUCAUGGCAGUCAUGGGGAUUGACUGGGUACAUCCUUCGCUGGUUCCGAAGAAGUUCGGAUUCGGAUACGGAUACUUGGAUCCCCACAUCUUACACGCAUUUCACGUUUCUCUCAACAACACUGUUCCUUUCUUCUUAAGAUCUCCUUUCUCCAUACAUUUCAUUCCUUUUCAAUUCGAUUUCUCUCAUUCUCCUUCCCUCCUCCAUGCUUCUCUCCACAUGAUCUCCUCCAUCUCAUCGCUCGGAACCGCGAACUCGCCGUUGAAGCUUGCGCCGAUUGUUAGGUACUCCCAGCCGCCUGUCUGCUUCAACCUAGGGUUCAGGUCGAAGUCGAGAUUCGGCGUCGAAUUGACGAUACUAUUUGAUCAGCGGAGGAUGGACUGGAUCGGCAGAAUGGCUGGCGGUUGCUUCAAGGAGAGACCGACCAGAAGACUGGAAGUGGAGUUCGAUAGUUGCGGCGAGGAUGUUUUCGACGCCGGUGCUAUGGAGUCCGGCGCCUCUCCAGAGCAUCUCGUUAUCAUGGUCAAUGGACUAGUUGGCAGUGCUGCAGAUUGGAAGUAUGCUGCAGAGCAGUUUGUGAAAAAGCUACCUGAUAAAGUAAUUGUACACCGAAGCAAAUGCAACUACUCAAAGUUGACAUUUGAUGGUGUCGAUUUAAUGGGUGAAAGGUUAGCCGAAGAGGUCUUGUCUGUUGUCAAACAUAGGACUUCUGUCAGGAAGAUCUCAUUUGUGGCCCACUCCCUGGGAGGUCUUGUUGCAAGGUACGCCAUUGGCAGGCUGUAUGAAUGUCCAUCAAAAUUCGACCCUUCGUGUCUUUCUAGAAACUCCUUAAAUGAGACUACGAACAACUCAAUGCAAUGCCUGGAGCAGCCUUACAAGGACAGAAUUGCUGGAUUAGAACCUAUGAACUUUAUAACAUUUGCAACACCGCAUCUUGGGUCAAGGGGGCAUAAACAGCUCCCAUUUCUCUGUGGUCUUCCUUUUCUUGAGAGAAGAGCAUCUCAAACUGCACAUUUAAUUGUUGGGCGAACAGGAAAUCAUCUUUUCCUAACUGAUUGUGAUGAUGGAAAACCUCCUCUCCUUCUUCGAAUGGUUAAUGAUUCUGAUGACGUAAAGUUCAUAUCAGCGUUGCAUGCAUUUAAGCGCCGUGUGGCUUAUGCAAAUGCAAAUUAUGAUCAUAUAGUUGGGUGGAGUACAUCAUCAAUCCGGCGUCAACAUGAGCUUCCGAAGUCCAGUCUUCUUGCAACAGAUGAGAAAUAUCCGCAUAUUGUAUAUGUGGACCAACAAGCUACUGAUAGUGCCUAUAACAAGUCACCAUCUAUUGUUGGGGACCAGACAACUUAUUUGGAAGGUAUGUUGAAGUUUUUGUUUUUGCAGUGCUGCCUAACUAUUGGCAAAGUUAUCCUUUUUUUGGUGAAUUUAAUAGCAGUACUGCAAUAUUUUAUUAGAAUGUUGUGCUUCCUUUUUUAUUAUUGUUUCUCUUUUCUGUCUUGGCCUCGCAUCACACUAGACACUGGGAAACGUGCUAUUUUCUUGACUUGGUGCUGUCUUACUGAAAACCCAAAAAAUUUAUUUUUAUGGAAAAAAUAUACUUUUUGUGGAAAAAGAAAACUCAAUAACAAAGCAGAAAGAGGAUGGAGCAAGUAAAACUUGAAUGAAUUCAGAAAAGAUGAAGGUGGCCUGGAGAAUUGCGUUUUCUUUCCCCCUAAACUUGGGAGACUGUAUGAUGAAGGAGUUGGACUAUUGAUAAUAUCAUGAAGGGGCAGAAUUUUGAUAAAUGGGUGUCUUUAUGCAAUAAGGAGAGUGAAUCCUAAGCCAUCUUCUUCUGUCGGGACCUAUCCAGAGCUUUGGGAUUAUACCUCCAUCUUUUGGACCUCAGCUCAGUUAAUGCAGUAAGAAUAAACUAUGGGCUUGGAAUAGUACAUCAGUGUCUGAGCCAAAA